GCUCUCUCUCUGUGUUGGCUCGACAUGCAAAGAACACGAGGAAAGCGAGUCUGAGGUGAUGGUUUGGAGAUGUUUGAAAGUGAGACGUUGUGUUGAGUGUUGUGACUGGAUAUCAGGUCUGUUCAUAGGAUAGGCCUUUGCUGUUUGUCUUACAUGCUUAUCUGAGAACUUUUGAGGAGUGCCAAAGUUUUUUUCCCACUGGUGAAGCAGCCAUGUAUUAUCUUCUCUUUGUGGGACUCGUGCUACUUUGGAGUUCACAGUUUCAGGCCACCCCUAACCGCUGCGACACCCCUCACACCAUCCUGCACAUGACCCCCUGCACGUCCUGUGCUGCGACACCUGCUGUCAUCUGCCCGAGAGGCUUCAGGAAGACCUCAAAGAACGAAGGGAACCCCGGCUGCAGUUAUGUCGUGGAGCUCGGGAACCGUCAGGUGGAGCUUUCAGGGUGCUCGCACACCUGUGAGAAGGUGGCCACUGAGCAGAAAUGCUGUCCGGACUUCUGGGGUCCCUUGUGCUUGCCUUGUCCCACGUGGUCAGGAAAGACAUGUAAUGGUUAUGGUACAUGUGUAUCCGGAGACUCAGGAAACGGCACCUGUGUUUGUCAGGAGGGAUAUACAGGUUUCGCCUGUCAGGAGUGUUCGAAUAAGAACGCUUAUGGAGAUCACUGCAGCUCAGAGUGCAACUGCGUGAAUGGAAAGUGUAAUUCGGGACCAGACGGUAACGGAGAAUGUUACUGUCAACCUCCAUACUCAGGACCAAUAUGCGAUAAAGUGUCUGAGUCUUGUUCAAGCUGUCCGGCAUACUCGUAUUGUAAAGGAGACGAGAGAAAUGCCAUGUGUCAAUGUCUGCCUUGGUAUAAGAUGAUUGGAAAAGUUUGUACAGGUGUGUGCGCACCAGGCAUUUGCGAUGCGAACGCAAAAUGUUUAUUCAAAAGUGGAAAGUUUCUGUGCACGUGUGAACAGGGAUUCGUGGGUGAUGGGAAACACUGCGUUCCCAUCAACCCCUGUGACACUAACAAUGGAGGCUGUCAGAAAGAUUCCACCACCUGUGAAUACACGGGCCCGGGAAAGUCAAAAUGUGUGUGUUUACCCGGGACCGGGCCGUGGGAUGCAUUAACUGGCUGCUUACCGAAGUCGGCCUGCACCCCGAGUUCGUGCCAUAGCAGCGCCACCUGCGAGACGAGCUCAGACGGCACGCCCAGAUGCAUUUGCAACGCUCAGCAGAUUGGCGAUGGCAGACGUUGCUAUGGUAACCUCAUGGAAAGGGUUCUGGAGCUGGACAGAGAGGGCAGUGAUGCGGGGAAUCUCACUGGAAGUGUUCGACUGCUCGAGCAAGGGUGUGAGUUUACAUUGAGUCAACAUGGCCCAUUCACACUCUUCAUUCCACUGGGAUCCAAUCCGUUCCAAACAGUUCUAGGAAAAUCCACGGCCAGCAUGAAUGAGGUUUGUAAACAUCACCUCAUUCUCGGACAGAGGCUUUAUAAAGAUUUAGAGGGGAACGAUCUGUGGACGUACAGAGGGGAAAAGAUCCGAUUCAAAACCAACAAGCAAUUCAUCAUGAUGAGAGAUCCUGAUGUGUUGUUCACCAUUCUCAUGAGUGACAUCCCAGCAUCCAAUGGUAUCAUUCACAUCAUCGACAAGCCGUUCACUCUCGCUCAUAUGGAAUCUUCUGAUAACAACAUUGAGUUCUCCUCAAAGACCAUCGGGGAGAUUUUCAGAGAAGAUGAGAGAUUCAAUCGAUUCCUGUCUCUGGUUGACAAUUGUGGAACGCAGCUGCCCGUGAGGGGUUUGGGUCCGCUGACAGUGUUUGUGCCGACCAAUAAGGCCAUUGACAGAUUCAGGGAUGGAAGCAUCAUAUACAUGCUGAGUGACGCCAAACCAAAACUUCAGAUGCUUUUAAAGCAUCACAUGUUCUCUCUGGCCGCUGUUACUGUGGAUCAGUUGGCCAGUAUGUCCGAGAUCACCACUAUGGCCAACGAGAUCUUAACAAUCAACGUUUCUGGAGAUGGAAGAGUGUUUCUGAGCGAUAAAGGAAUACCUCUGGAAGCCAAAGACAUUGUUGCAAGCAAUGGAAUCAUUCACCUCAUAGAUGGAGUUCUUGUCCCGUCCUCUAUAGUUCCCAUAAUGCCCCAUCGAUGUGAUGUCAACGAGAGCAAGAUCAUCAUGGGUCCGUGUGUUAGGUGUAGCUAUCUCUAUGAGACGCACUGUCCACCUGGAAGUGUUGAGCUGGAAAAUCAUCUAAGAGGUUGUGAACUAGAUCCGGACCCUCGAUGGGCAGACUCAUUUGCAGAGUCGGGCUGUGCCAAAUACUGCAACUCUACACAGAAGAGAGCCGAGUGCUGCAGUGGUUUUUAUGGGCCUGACUGUAAACCGUGUAUUGGAGGUUUUCAGAACCCGUGUUAUGACAAAGGGACAUGUUUUGAUGGAAUGGCAGGAAACGGCUCCUGUAAGUGUGAGCCGCAGUUUAAGGGCGUCGGCUGCCACAUCUGUGCAGACCCCAAAAAACAUGGAGACAAAUGUGAUGAAGAUUGUCGCUGUGUUCACGGCAACUGUGAUAACAGGCCAGGCAGCGUAGGGGUGUGCAGGAGAGGAUCCUGUGCGGAGGGAUAUUCGGGCGAACUUUGUGACCAGAUCGCCACCCCCUGCAAUUCAGACAGCGUCUUCGAGUACUGCCACAUCCACGGCAAAUGUGUCUAUCGCAACGAUCAAACCAUGUGUGUUUGUCAGCCUGGAUAUGAAGGGGACGGAUACACCUGUACCGAAGCCAAUCUGUGUUUGAAACCUGACAGAGGCGGCUGCCACCCAAAUGCGGGGUGUAUGUAUGAAGGAGGAAAGGUGAAUUGUGUGUGUACGGAGGGAUGGACAGGUGAUGGAAUAUUGUGUGUGGAGAUCAAUAACUGCCAACUGAAGAAUCUCAGUGGUUGUCAUGAACAUGCGGACUGUACGGCCACCGGGCCGGGACAGAAUGAAUGUAGCUGCAAGAAAGGUUACAUGGGUGACGGCGUCGUCUGUAAAAUUUUCAACCCCUGUCUGACAGAUAAUGGAGGAUGCCACUCUCAGGCAAGCUGUACAUUGAAUAUUGAUGGAACGCACAGGUGCACGUGCCCAAGUGAAUUAGAAGGUGACGGAGUAAGGUGUUACGGCAACAUGCUAACGGAACUAGAUGGAAACUCAGAAUUUUACAACUUUAAUCGCUUUCUUCAAAGGCAUUUCGUGAUCAACAGUGACAGCAGGGUUACGGCUUUAGUUCCCACCCUAACUGCUUUCAGAAACCUCAGCAAAUCCGAAGAGGACUUUUGGUAUACAUAUUACAGACUUCCUCAUCUCCUACGAGUUCACUUUUUAGAUGGAAUCUACACCUCCGAAGAUCUCAAGCAGCAAGUUGGUAAAACAGUCCCUACGAUGGGCAAAACGAAAUGGGGGGUUCAAAGCAAAGGAAAGGAGCUCAUGAUUGGCGAUGCCACAAUCGUCGUUCCAGACCUGAAGACAAUAAAUGGUUGCAUUCACAUCAUUGACAUGGUCCUUCGACCUCCUCUUUCUGAUAUUCCUCCACCUCCCCCCACUUUAAUGGAGGUUUUGAAUAACACACAAGAAUUCAGUCUUUUCUAUCAGGCGGCACUGCUAUACAACUUGGAAAGAAGUAUCCCGACUAACGAUUUCACCAUCUUCAUCCCAAACGAUAGUGCCAUACGGGACUACCUGAAUAAAACAAACUCUACACAGCUGAGCUUAGACAUUGUGAAAUAUCACGUUGUUAUUAGCGAGCAUCUCUUACCUCAUCACUUGGGCGAUGGAAUCUUUAAAACCACAUUUUUGAACAACGGCACUCAAAUCAUGUUUUACGUCGACACCGACAAUCAGACCAUGGCAAAUGACGUUCCCUUGAACGGAACUUUCAUCGAGAUGAGACGAGGCAGCUUGUUCGGGAUCCCACGUGUCUUAGACAUUCACAAGAACCUCUGCAGUAAAGACGUGCUUUUAAAAGUUUCUGGUCGCUGUGGAGAUUGUGAAGCUGCACCUACAUGCCUUUCUAAUGCCAAACCAAUACAGCCUAAGUUCCCUCAAAACAUGAAGUCUAAUUGUAGAUUCCGUAAACGAGUCAAAAAAAAGUCAAAGUAUGUGCCGGGCUGCAGUGUGAAUUGUUUGAAAACAACAAAGGACCACUCUUGUUGUCCUGGAUACUUCGGGCACAAUUGCUUCAAAUGUCCUGGGACUGUGGGUAACUGGUGCUCCAACAACGGCCAGUGUAAGGACGGUCUGUACGGAAGCGGGGAGUGUCUUUGUAAUGAGGGAUUUCACGGGACCGCCUGCGAGAUGUGUGAACCCGGGAGAUACAGUCAAGACUGCAAGUCAGUAUGUCAUUGUGAACAUGGCAUGUGUUUGGAUGGAAUGGAGGGAUCCGGUCGGUGCGUUUGUUUCAAAGGAUGGAAGGGAGUGAAUUGUUCUGUUGAGGUAGUUAAUGAUGUCUGCGGUGGAGUUUGUGAUGUCAAUGCCAACUGUAUCUCUGGAGGUACAGGAGCUCCUCCCGUUUGUACAUGCACGGCUGGUUAUGAAGGCAAUGGGACAAUCUGCAAAGAAAUUAACCCAUGCGCCACAUACAAUGGAGGAUGUUCAGAAAACGCAGACUGUGAGAAGACGCUGCCCGGAGAAAGAAACUGCAAAUGUAGAAGUGGCUACAUGGGCGAUGGCGUUGUGUGUCUCGAAAUCGAUCCCUGUUUAGUGGACAAUGGAGGAUGUGACAUAAAUGCUUUGUGCUUAAAAACAGGACCUCACAGGGUCGCGUGCACAUGCAGGUCAGGUUUCACAUCCAUAGGUCAUAGAUGUCUGGCACUUAAUCCAUGUCGGCAGAAUAACGGUGGCUGCAGUUCUAAUGCUAUCUGCAAAAACAUCGGAAACGGGGAGCGCAAUUGUUCCUGCUAUUUUGGAUACAAAGGAGAUGGUUUACAGUGUGCAGGGACUGUCAGUAGAGAGUUUCUUCGUAAACCCGAGGCUGCUUGGUUUCGAAGAAAUUUAGGGGUGUUGGGUCUGCGAGAUUUGUUGAGUUCUGGGCCGUUUACAGUGUUUGUACCUCACACUGAUUAUGUUGUUAACCUUACGGUUGAGGCGUGGCUGAAUAAAAGUUUCACUCCAGACCUGUUGAGGAAUCACAUCGUUGGUUGUGAAGAACUUCGAGAAUCAGACCUGAGGUCUGUUAAGGAGGUUAUGUCCAGUAGCGGACAUAAAUUACGCUUCAGCGUUAAAGAUGGUGUUGUGCAUAUCAACGACUAUGCAAAGAUCAUCACCAGCGAUUACGAGUGUAUCAAUGGAGUCAUACAUUUCAUAGACAAAGUCAUCUUUCCAUACGAACUGCCGGUGAACAGGCCGGAGAAACGCAUUGAUUUGAACGUUACUGCCGCUGCAGAGCAGUACGGCUUCAAAAUCUUCAGCAAGCUUCUUAAGGAUGCUGACAUGAUGCACUUGGUGCUACAUAAACCCUUUUACCCUUUCACCAUGUUCUGGCCAACCGACGACGUUUUCAACAAUCUCCCCGAAGCGAGAAAGACGUGGUUAUACACAGAGGAGCAUCGCGACAAACUGCAAGCCUACCUCAAAUCUCACAUAGUGCGUGACCAGAAGACCAUCGCUCUUGCUCUUCCUUCCGAGAAGAAAGUGACAACAUUGUUUGGAACAGAGAUCACCUUCAGCUGCAACAAAGACUCAAUUGGUGAUAUUUUAAUUGGUGGAAACAAUGCCAGAAUUGUAUCUCGAAACAUGCAGUUUGAAUCAGGAAUCGCUCAUGGGAUUGACCAGCUUCUGGAACCGCCGAGCAUUGGUGCACGCUGUGAUGACUUUGCCAGUACAGAGACAAAGGGAAUAUGCAGUUCUUGCGCUUUUCCGGUCCAAUGUCCUCUCGGAACUGAAGACACAAACAAAACUAACAUCUGUAGACGAUCAUACUCGCCUUACUUGAGUCGGCGGCCAUUUUCCUCUGGUUACUAUCGUUAUCCUGGUCUGUACUCGUACGGUUACGGGCACAAUUCUUUCAGUUCUACGAUCGGCUGUAACCGAGUCUGCACAAAAAUGGCGUGGACUUUUAAGUGCUGCAAAAACCACUAUGGUAAAGAUUGUCAAGUUUGUCCCGGUGGUCUGGAGGCUCCGUGCGGAGAACAUGCCAAGUGUGAUGACGGAUUUGAUGGAUCCGGACGGUGUAAAUGUCACCCAGGAUUUACAGGCACGGCCUGUGAGCUGUGCGAGAAGAAUCACUUUGGACCCAACUGCACAGCGUGUAAUUGUACCAAAAAAGGCAAAUGCGAUGAGGGCCUGGACGGCAACGGCAGCUGCUUUUGUCUUGAGGGAUGGGCGGGCACGUUCUGCGAAACAGUGAUUGAAGUCAAGCCAAUAUGUUCUCCUUCAUGUGAUGUCAAUGCAGUCUGUAAUCCUGGAAAUCAGUGUGAAUGUGUGCCGCCCUAUGAAGGAAAUGGUGUCAACUGCACAGCUCCAGAUCUCUGCAUCAAGUAUAACGGAGGUUGUCACGAUCAGGCAGAUUGCCUACAAACCGGGAUCAACAUCACUUGUUCUUGUGUUACGGGCUAUUCCGGAGAUGGGUACGAUUGUUCGCCCAUCAACCCCUGCCUGGAAGAGGCUAACGGAGGCUGCAGCGAUUUUGCGAUAUGCAUUUUUAAUAGACCUAAUAAGAGGAGUUGCCAGUGUCUCCAGGGGUACGUUGGAAACGGGAUCCAGUGUUUGGAGAAGGUUGUGCCUCCUGUUGACCGCUGUUUGGAGGACAACGGAGGUUGCGACCCCAAAGCUUCUUGCAAAGACCUUCAUUUCCACACAAAAACAGCCGGCGUUUUCCAUCUGCGACCGUCCGAGGGGAAAUACAAAUUAAACUUCAGCAAAGCCCAAGAAGCUUGUGGAAAAGAGGGCGCAGAGCUAGCAACCACCUCCGAACUGUCCGACGCGCAACAGCUUGGAAUGCACAUGUGUGUGGCGGGAUGGAUGGCGGGACGGAAAGUGGGCUAUCCGAUCCGGUUCCCUUCUGCCAAAUGCGGAGACAACCACGUGGGCAUCGUGCUGUACAAAGAGCCAGUCAAUGUCAGUUGGACCUAUGAUGCUUAUUGCUACAGGAUGAGAGAGGUGGCUUGUGAAUGUGGACCAGGGUAUGUUGGCAACGGGGAAUUCUGUAAUGGGGAUUUGGCUUCUGUUGUUGCCACCACUUCCAACUUUUCUGCGUUUUACAGUACUUUACUUAGAUACGCAGAGGACACUGAGGAGGGGAAGAAACUCCUGAACCUCUUGUCAGAUGUCCAGGCAAACAUUACUCUCUUUGUACCUCACAAUGAUGGUUUCACUGCAAACUGGACGUUGUCUUGGAGGGAUUUGCAGUAUCACGUUUCAGCAAUUAAUAAUGUUCAUUACUUUGAAGACUUUGUUAACGACACAGUAAUCCCAUCUCGUCUGGGCUCAGACCUCGUCGUAAUGAUUCCUUCAAACUCUACCAGCCAGUCUCAGAAACUGGUGAAUGAGGAGGUUAUAUUAGCUUGGAACAUUCCAGCCAUCAAUGGACUGAUCCAUGUCAUUGGAAGUCCGUUUAGAGCGCCCCCUGUUCAUGUGGCGCCAGUUCUUCCCGUCACACAGUCCAGCAGUGUGGCAGUGACCACUGUUCUCAUUAUUCUUGUUAUCAUUGUUCUUGUUGCUGGACUUGCGUACUACGUUUUUAAACAUAAGAACGAUGCAUUCCGAUUCCAGUAUUUCAAGAAUGAAGAUGAAGAUGGUUCUUCCACAAAAGGCAGUGGAAACCCAGCUCUGGUUUCCAUUCCUAAUCCUUGUUAUAGUGGAUACAGGGCAUUUGCAGAACCAUUCGGGGACUCCGCUCCUACAGACACACCCAACCCUAUGGAGUAGCACAAAAGGAGCUAAACUCAUGUGUCACCUGCAGUCAGCAACUGCCAAAGAGAAGAGAACCUGGCCAAAUAAAGUGGACUCAACAACCCUGCGUAUUCUUAAAUCUAGCAAUGAAGGACUUGCUCAACACAUUCCAGAAAGCCUGCGAUGGUGCUUUUUUAUUGUUUAAUAAAAAUAGAUGGAUUUUUA
Molecule: messenger RNA, 8072 nt
Organism: Triplophysa dalaica
Lineage: Eukaryota; Metazoa; Chordata; Actinopteri; Cypriniformes; Nemacheilidae
Gene: stab1
Product: stabilin 1
Exons: 69
Coding region: 213-7883 (2556 amino acids)
Biological process (GO): cell adhesion
Molecular function (GO): hyaluronic acid binding; calcium ion binding
Source: RefSeq, a predicted model, not a curated record